Messenger RNA from Coregonus clupeaformis (lake whitefish), 7648 nucleotides. Its product is annotated as phospholipid-transporting ATPase ID. Gene Ontology annotation, biological process: Golgi organization; phospholipid translocation. The record is from RefSeq and is a predicted model, not a curated record. The transcript has 28 exons. Lineage: Eukaryota; Metazoa; Chordata; Actinopteri; Salmoniformes; Salmonidae. The coding region runs from base 1565 to 5728 and encodes 1387 amino acids. Gene Ontology annotation, molecular function: ATP hydrolysis activity; magnesium ion binding; ATP binding. Gene Ontology annotation, cellular component: plasma membrane.
ACGACGGUUGAACUAAGCUCGUGAGGCAUUUAUAAGUUAUAUUCUGCAAGAUCAAUGGGUAAAUAUAAUUCAUUUGUGAGUCCAAAAAUGAAUGUAGCAACUGCAGAUUGCCCCUUUCAUGUUGUUGUUGUCUCUGACAAACAGACUGGACUUCCUGGACAGUGCAUUGCAGCAGCCUCAUGUCUCUGUCAUGUAGAGACUGGAGUAGUGAUAGUCUGGUAGAUGCUGUAUUCAGGACAGUAGGUGAGAGAGGCAGACAGUAGAGUAGGUACUGGAGAGGCUCUAAGCACAUUCAAGUUGUUACUGUAAGUACAUGCCCAAGCCAAGGUCAAGUGCAGAAUGUGUGUGUGUGUGUGUUUACUUUAUGACGCAGUUCAACAGCGAGGGAAUGUUAAAAGCUUUUUUAUGGAUCUAUGGCAGCACGUGUGUGUGUGUGUGUGUGUGUUUGUGUGAAUGUGUGUAUAAAUCAGAAAGAAGUGUCUGUUUAGCAGUUUGGACGUGUCCUCUAAUGCCACGAGACUCCCCUCACACUGCACGUGCCCAGAAACCUUUAUCCCCGCUGCAGUGUCUCCUCUCCCCUCCCAUUCCUUACCAACACUCAGGCAACUGGGCUGCUGUGGGAACCACCUUGGCUCCAUAUGCCAGCACAGCUGCAUCUCCCUCCUCAUGGCUAGAUCCAAGAUGGCGCCCAGUUUCUCCCUGCAGUGACCUGCUUCUCUCACACCCCUGCAGAGGCAGUUGCCCUGACAACAUCAACGACAGCCUGCUAUUGGUUCAAACCCUCUGCAAAUGGACAGCCUUGGUGAUUAUGUAAUGCAGAGACAGCUUCUCUGUGUUAUUGUGAGGAGGACAAUGUUUAUGUUAUUGGUGCCAGGGAAGGCACGUCCAAGGAAUUGAUUAGGCUACACAAUAAUGCAAUAGUGCCUUGAAGAUAUACUGUAUAAAAUUCCAGAAAUCAUCAUAUUAAUCACUUUAUUACAGUGUAGUCUAAUGUUAUUUAACAUUAAUAAAGUUAAUCAGCGGAAUCAGAGUUGUGUAGCUUAAGGGAUCUAUCGCAUAACAUUCUGAUGCCCCCUACAUUCAAAUCAUUGGUUUUUAGCCUAUGUUGAAAAUAAAUACAACUUUCCAUCAUUAGACUUGGCGAUAGGCUCCGAUGAAGAUGAUGCUACUUCAGGUUCCAGUCAUUUACAGUGCGGUUACGGCACCGUCAGCGGCACCGUCAGCGUCUCAGUAAUAGUGACAUGAAGGCACCGCUUACAGCAUCACAGAGAGAGUGGAGCUGGCAGCACAACAUCACAGCCAAUGACCUCAGCGGUUCUGCAGCAGAGAGAGAGAGAGAAGUGAGAGAGAGAGUGAGAGGGGGAGGGGGAGAGAAGCGGUAAUGGUAUGAGACGCUCCUAAUCUAUAACCGGAGACGCAGACGGGACAGGACCGGACCGAGAGUGUUCGGUGCAGCUCCCGGAGCAUAUGUCCGUCUCUGCGCAAGAUGCUCAGCGGAACCGGGGAAAACCAAUCGGGCGAAUAACUCCGUUAGAGUGCCGUUAGGUUAAAAAAGGGAGUCAAAAUGACUAUCCCGAAAGAUAUUCCCGAAAAGUGGUUUCCCAUCGUUCUUCCACUGCAACAGAAGAAACAACAAGGACUAGAUGCUGCUAAAACCAAGAAGAAGUGGACAGAGGAGGAGAGGAGGGUCCGGGCCAAUGACAGAGAAUACAACGAGAAGUUUCAGUAUGCCAGUAACUGUAUUAUGACGUCUAAGUACAACAUCAUCACCUUUCUGCCCGUCAACCUGUUUGAACAGUUCCAGGAAGUGGCCAACACCUACUUCCUCUUUCUGCUCAUACUGCAGUUGAUUCCUCAGAUCUCGUCUCUCUCCUGGUUCACCACCAUAGUGCCUUUAGUCCUGGUGCUCAGCAUCACUGCAGUAAAGGAUGCCACCGACGACUACUUCCGUCACAAGAGUGACAACCAGGUGAACAACCGCCAGUCUCAGGUCGUCAUCCAUGGCUCUCUUCAGAAGGAGAAGUGGAUGAAUGUGAGAGUGGGUGAUAUCAUUAAACUGGAGAAUAACCAGUUUGUGGCAGCUGACCUUCUCCUACUGUCCAGUAGUGAACCUCAUAGCCUCUGUUACAUCGAGACUGCAGAGCUAGACGGGGAGACCAAUAUGAAGGUGCGUCAGUCUCUGUCUGUGACUGCAGAGCUGGGAGACCCCAACAACCUGGCCUCUUUUGACGGUGAGGUGGUGUGUGAGCCUCCCAACAACAAGCUGGACAGGUUCUGUGGUCUUCUGUACUGGAGAGAUUGUAAAUACCCCCUGAGCAACCAGAACAUGUUGCUACGAGGCUGUGUCCUCCGCAACACAGAGACCUGCUAUGGACUGGUCAUCUUUGCAGGCCCAGACACCAAGCUGAUGCAGAAUAGUGGUCGCACCAAGUUCAAACGCACAAGCAUCGACCGCCUCAUGAACACACUGGUGCUCUGGAUCUUUGGCUUCCUGGUGUGUAUGGGUGUGAUCCUGGCUGUGGGGAACGCUGUGUGGGAGAGAGAGGUGGGUUCUCUAUUCCAGAGUUACCUGGCCUGGGACCUGCCUGUAGACAACUUCCUCUUCUCUGCCUUCCUCUCCUUCUGGUCCUACGUCAUCAUCCUCAACACCGUGGUGCCCAUCUCACUCUACGUCAGUGUGGAGGUGAUAAGGCUGGGUCAUAGUUACUUUAUCAACUGGGACAGGAAGAUGUUCUGUCCACGGUGUAACACAGCAGCCGAAGCCAGGACCACCACGCUCAACGAGGAACUUGGACAGGUGGAGUACAUCUUCAGUGACAAGACAGGAACUCUCACUCAGAACAUCAUGAGCUUCAACAAGUGCUCUAUCAAUGGACAAGCCUAUGGUGAGGUGAUCGACCCGUUGGGAGCACAGCCAAAGAGGUUGGACUUCUCCUCCUUCAACCCCCUGGCGGACCCUGACUUCUGUUACUAUGACAACGGUCUGCUGAAGUCGGUGAAGCUGGGAGACCUUCACAGCCACGAGUUCUUCCGGCUGCUUUCCCUCUGUCACACCGUCAUGAGUGAGGAGAAGAAGGAGGGAGAGUUGGUGUAUAAGGCCCAGUCUCCAGAUGAGGGUGCGUUGGUGACAGCAGCCAGGAACUUUGGUUUUGUGUUCCGGUCUAGAACCCCUGGUACUAUCACUGUGACAGAACUGGGCCGACCCGUCACAUACACACUGCUGGCCAUCCUCGACUUCAACAACAUCCGCAAGAGGAUGUCCGUUAUAGUGCGUAACCCCGAGGGGAGGAUCCGUCUAUACUGUAAAGGAGCUGAUACUCUGCUGUUUGAGAGGCUCCACCCCUCCAACCAUCACCUGAUGAACAUCACAACAGAUCACCUUAAUGAGUAUGCUGGGGAUGGUCUGAGGACCCUGGCCCUGGCCUACAGAGACCUGUCAGAGGAGCAGUGGGAGGAGUGGUCAGAGAGACACCGCCAAGCAGACAGAUCUACAGACUGUAGAGAGGACAGACUGGCUGACACAUACGAACACAUAGAACAGGACAUGAUGCUCCUGGGUGCCACAGCCAUAGAGGAUAAGCUACAGGAGGGAGUUCCAGAGACCAUCGCUAUCCUCUCUCUCGCUAACAUCAAGAUCUGGGUCCUCACGGGAGACAAACAGGAGACAGCAGUUAAUAUAGGUUACUCCUGUAAGAUGCUGACUGGUGAUAUGACUGAGGUGUUCAUCAUCAGUGGACAGACAGUGCUGAGUGUUAGAGAGGAACUCAGGAGAGCGAGGGAGAGGAUGAUAGAGUUUGCCCGUACAAGAGAGGGAGGAAAGGAGGAGAGGAUGGAGGGAUGGGGCGAAGCCUGUUCUCUGGGGAAUGGCUUUUGGGGAGGAGGGGGGGACGGGGGAGUGGGGGGGAGAGAGUGGCCCUCCGUGGGGGAGAAACAGCAGCCGUGUCCCCCUCCCCCUGGCCCUCCUCCCCCUCGACCCCCCUCCUCCACCACGCUAGACUCCAUAUCUGGAGAGUUCGCCCUCGUCAUCAACGGACAUAGCCUGGCCCAUGCGUUGGAGGCUGAUAUGGAGGGGGAGUUUGUGUCGACAGCGUGUGCCUGUAGAGCAGUGAUCUGCUGCAGGGUGACUCCCCUACAGAAAGCCCUGGUGGUGGAGCUCAUCAAGAAACACAAGAAGGCUGUCACACUGGCCAUAGGAGACGGGGCUAACGAUGUUAGCAUGAUCAAGACGGCUCAUAUAGGAGUGGGUAUCAGUGGUCAGGAGGGCAUCCAGGCAGUGCUGGCGUCUGACUACUCCUUCUCCCAGUUCCGCUUCCUCCAGCGCCUGCUGCUGGUCCAUGGGCGCUGGUCCUACCUCCGCAUGUGUCGCUUCCUCUGCUACUUCUUCUACAAGAACUUUGCCUUCACCAUGGUGCACUUCUGGUUUGGCUUCUUCUGUGGCUUCUCUGCCCAGACGGUAUAUGAUCAGUACUUCAUCACUCUCUAUAACAUCGUCUACACCUCUCUCCCUGUGCUGGCCAUGGGAAUAUUUGACCAGGACGUCCCAGAGCAGCGUAGUCUGGAGUAUCCUAAGCUGUAUGAGCCAGGUCAGCUCAACCUGCUGUUCAACAAGAGAGAGUUCUUCAUCUGUAUAACCCAGGGUAUCUACACUAGUGUUGUGUUGUUCUUCGUACCCUAUGCCAUCCUGUCCCACGGCACCCAGGGCACCGGGGAACCCCUCGCCGACUACCAGACCUUUGCUGUUACCACGGCCACCGCCCUCGUCAUUGUCGUCAGUGUGCAGAUUGCUCUUGACACAGGCUACUGGACGGCCAUCAACCAUUUCUUUGUGUGGGGCUCUGUGGGCUCCUUCUUCACCAUCAUGUUGGCCAUGCACAGCCAGACUCUGUUCAGCAUCUUCCCCAACCAGUUCCACUUCAUAGGCAGUGCCCAGAGCACACUGGUCCAGCCGCUGGUGUGGCUGACCAUCGCCUUGGCCACAGUGAUCUGCAUCGUUCCAGUUCUGGCCUUCCGCUUCCUCAAACUGGACCUGAAACCACAGCUCUCUGACACGGUGCGUUACACCCAGCUGGUGCGUCAGAAGACGAGGAAGCCGGCGGGUCGAUGCAUGGGAGGAGUCAGGGGCGGGGUCGGGGGCGUGCCUGAGGGUCGUCUGGGGGCGAGGGGCGGGUCCAGGAGGUCGGGUUAUGCCUUUGCCCACCAGGAGGGCUUUGGGGAGCUCAUCACCUCUGGGAAGAACAUGAGACUGUCCUCCCUGGCCCUGGCCAACUUCGCCUCCAGACACAGCUCCAGCUGGAUAGACACCCUGCGCAAGAAGAAACACUCAAACACACACCCCCCGCAGAGCGCCUCGGGAGAGAGCAGCCCGGCACCUAGCUAUGUGUCGGGAUCGGCUCCCCCCUUGUCGAAUUCAUCCUCGCUCCUGGGGGGGUUGCAGGAUACGCCCCUGGAGGAGGGAACACACACGCCGCCUGUCAUACUCCCACAGCCGGCUUGUGUCCCUUCCACAAACACACCUCCAGCGUUAGCUCCAGCCCAGGUCCCCUCUGCCGACUCUCUCACCCCCACCUCGGUGAGGAGUCCUGGGGGAGACUCGGUUGGUGGCUGGAACCUUAGUCUGGGAGCUGUACAGGAUGCUCUGUUUGGUUGGAGGGGUGCCGCCGCUCGCAUCAGCGGAACCAGCAGCCCGGGACCUCCCCCCGUUCCCAAGGAAACUAACCAUGCCGUGUGAGACACAGACAGAUGGACAGAUGAUAGAAAGAAGAAGGACAGAAGGACGGACGGACGGCUGUCAUAUUCCACUGGAUUCUCUAGGAAUACUUGAAGAAUACUGAACUUGGAAUAUUUGGAAUACUGAACAUGGAAUGUUUGGAAUACUGAACUUGGAAUGUUUGGAAUGGCACACGCCCUGGGUUAGGAAGAGAACCAACUUCUCUGUCUUUCUCAACUAAUGAGGCAGACUGAAAGAAGCACUUCUUCAUGCAAAUGAUGUAACCAUCUGCUAAAGACCUUGGUCCCACAGGGACCUGGAGAGAAACCAGACUCCAUCAGCACCACUGUGGUUCAGACAUGACUAUACUAUGUAUAAAAUAGAUCAUAUGUCAUAACAUGAUAUCAGAUGGGUUCAAAACAAAGUAUUGAAUUGAGUCUUUAUGACAGAAGAGAGGUUCAUGUGAUAAUCAAGUGCAGUACAGUAUAUGAUAAUCAAAAAGGUUACUGGUGAAUUGAGAUGAAAUAGCAGAAUGAGAGGUUUUUAUGAUCAACUGUUGUCAUCUGUUGUUAGACAUGGUUCUCCAAUAAACCUGUAUGUAUCCAGCUGUUAACCAAUCAUAUAAAACAUCUCUUAAAUAGGGCAAGUUACGCUAUCUAUCUUCACUAAAAAUGUAUCACACAGUGUAAACCAAUGCGGUGUAAACCGAUGCAGUAGUGUAGAGAUGUCCCUCUAACCUGUGCAGUAUUUCUGGAUGAGGAAUGUCUCUAGAACCUUAUCAGUGGUCAUGGUCUUUGUAUUCAUGAUUACAUAUUGCUGUGUCACCAUGCCCAAAGACUUAGUCAAACCAAACAGUAUUUACCUUUUGGUCUGCACGAUCCUACACUCUUAUGGGUACAUACUAAUGUGCAUUCUCUAACUGUCUGUCUGUCUGACUGAAAUAUUCACAUACAUAGUCCGUCUGUUGUUUUAGGACGAUGAGAGAAUCAGCCAAUAACUUGGCAGGAGACUGAGGGGUUCAGUCAGCCAACCAAUGACUGUGAAGAAUGCAGGAUGCUAGAAUGUUGUAGUAUAUGUCAUCAUAAGUUCAUGGGCAGAGUUUCUGUGUUCACUAUAGUUCUCAGUGAGAACACCAUUUUAACCUUACAGGACACAGCAAGACUCUCCUCAUCAUGUUCUUCUUCAUCCUCCUCCACUGCACCAUAUUGGUGACCUGCUGCUGGGCCCACAGACAGAACUACAGUUAUAUCUCAGACUCUGAACCCCACCAUCUCCUCUCUUAAGAGAGGGGAGAUGGACUUCUAACAAAAACCUGGACCUCCAUGUUGCUUUGGGGCGGACUGACUCUGAGGCGUUGUGAGAGACAAUGGACAAUAAGGUCUUUAUGGCCUCUAUGUUACUUUGGGGAGGACUGAGUGUGUGGAAAAAGUGUGCUAAUAUAGGCUUAUACAGUCACACAGUAACCUGUAGUUACCUAGAGACUGAGCUGGUCUAGGAACAGGAGAAUGUGUUAAUGAAUGGAGGCUUGGGAGGGAGGGAUCUGGGGAUAUUAUUAUUAAGCCUUAAUAAAUCCAGAGUAAUGAUGAUCAACCCAAUUCGUCCCUCUACUAGGCAUGUCAUCAUGUAACGUAUUCUUUCUAUAGAGCAGGGGGGAACAAAUCCAGUCCUCUAGGGCCACUGUAAUGAUGGUUUCACUGUUGUACUCUACAGCAUACAGCUUCUGGUUAGAAAGAUAUAGGGUGAAACCAGGUGAGACAGCUGUUAUACUCUACAGCAGUGGUAUUCAAAGUCCGGGUCUCAAGUGAACUGCAGUUGGGUCGCAGCAAAAAAAAAAAAAAAGUAUAUAUAUUUUUGGAACAAAACAGUACAGAUUAUUGUAUGGGACAAUAUAAAAACGUUUUGGAGAAAGAUCAUUUGAAAAAUAAAAUGUUAUUGAGUAAA